Molecule: messenger RNA, 1055 nt
Organism: Notodromas monacha
Lineage: Eukaryota; Metazoa; Arthropoda; Ostracoda; Podocopida; Cyprididae
Source: the annotation of a GenBank genome assembly
AUGCAGAUGUGUCUUGCGUCCGAAUUGUUUCGUAUUGAAGGCAGCAGCGUCAUGGCGUCGUGGUACUCUUCCUCAGACAGCGACGACACCUAUACUUCUCAUGAGUCUCGUGCUAAAGUUGACCUUGCUUACCGUAACCUCGAUGUCGCUGCUGUGUCCACGUGUUUGGAAGAUGAUGCCAGCAUCAUCAGUUUGAACCUUGCUGGAAACUCUUUGGACUCCAUACCACCUGAAGUAGGACGGUUUGACGCGUUGAGAAGUCUGGAUUUGAGCAAUAAUAGGGUCAGUUUGCUGAAUGAGAAAGUGCUCAGACUAGUUAUUCUGUACCUCGGAGGAAAUGAGCUGAAAGCUGUGCCAAAUGAAAUUGGAGAACUGGAGCAAUUGGAAACACUUGGCUUGUGUGACAACUCAAUCACCAGCAUCCCUUGGACAGUGUGCAAGCUCAAGUCAUUGUGCUCUCUGCUGUUGCACAACAACCAACUCCAGACUUUACCCAGGGAAAUCCUGACUCUACGGAUGCUGUCUGAGUUGAGCUUGAGAGGAAACCCAUUGGUGCUGAGGUUUGUGAGGGACAUGAUCUAUGACCCUCCAUCCCUCUUGGAACUGGCUUCAAGGGUUGUCAAAGUUCACAGGGUGCCAUUUGAAGAGCAAGACUUGCCAAGGACCAUUCUGGAAUAUUUGUCCACUGCUAGGCAGUGUGUGAACCCAAAAUGUGCAGGAGUGUAUUUCGAUACCAGAGUGGGGAACAUAAAGUUUGUGGACUUCUGUGGCAAGUACAGAAUACCCCUUUUGGAGUUCCUGUGCUCAACCUAUUGCACCAGGACACCAUACAGACCCAUCAGAAUGCACAAGGAAGAACCCAGUGAUGAAGCUCCAGUGCCUGAGGACAGGAUUAAGAAAGUUCUGCUGGGAUAAACACAAUUCAUUGCCAUUUUUCAAACAUGGAAUAAUACUGAUGGGAGAUGAGACUAACUUGUGACAUUUGAUUGUGAUUCAUGAACUGAGCUCUUUAUGGGAGGAUAUUGCAAGUACACUACCCCGUGCUGCUGUGAGAA